AUGACUGCUCAGCACGUUUUCCGAGAUAAUUCUCCUAUGCCUCUUGGAAACUACUCGCAAGCAGAGAAGGCUAUCUCUUCGUUGGCGAGGGGUUCCCGGAUGUGGGCGGAUCUAGAACUGGCUGUGUUUUACAAAAGUUGCAUCUACGAGUCCGAGCAGACAACACCGGCAUACGUUCUCUCGUUUGGGAUACAGAAACGUCUUGGGCCAGAACAGAGGGCGGCAACCCCUAGAUUACCCAGGGUUCUGAGAGAUGCCAGUGACGCAGUCCAUCCUACUGACGUAUCGGCUUUCCGUAUAACUUCCAUCAACGUCCGCAUGGAUUAUAGUCACUACAACAAACAACGGAAACGGCGCUCACAAACUGAACCACGCCGAAGAAACUAUCUGACACCAACAACAGAGUUCAACGAUGGGGGUAGCUCUGGGACAUACCAUCUGUCAAACGACAUUCUAAUCAUGGAAAGGGCCCACGACUCGCUACUCCAGAACGACACGGAGGAAGUGAACCUAGGAUGGGGAUAUCCUACCCAUACAAGCCCCGAGAUCUCCACCUAUUCAGAGCUUAGCACCUUGUUUCUAGAGGGACUGAGGACGCUGGUUUUUGGGUCUGGAGUGGCAAGACACAGGAAGAGCCAAACAAGACACGACAUCUUCCAAAGCCUAUCCGGAAUCGCGCCCUCAGUUUUCAAGCUCGGCUAUCGUGAGGCAAUGAACCAACGGUCACGGUUAAUACCGUCAAUCGCGAAAUCCUUGACCUCAUUAGUGGGACACAGCAAUGACCAAACUCUCAAGGACAAGCUUGCCUCCACUGGAUCAGUACUCAGCUCAAGCUCGCACAUUUCUAUAUCACAGAGGAGUAAUAACCUAAAGACUAUAAUCAAGACCAGGCUCUGGACUAUGGCCCAGAAACGACUCUAUAGCGCACCAACCCCGAAGCACCUGAAACAUUCUUCCAAUCAAUUGCCCGGCGCAGACAGCGACGAGAAGGCACAGGAUGAGAAUCUCCUCUCUGAAACAAUGGCGGAGGAAUCAGCCUACAUCGGCGACGAUCCCAUCGAUGCCGAUUACGGAUUGGACUUCAGUUCGGAGAUUUGCCCAGACGGCAGCGAACACAAUCUUAUUUUCGACUAUGAAGAGUGUGGAGACGAAUAUGACUCAAUCAUGAUCCUCGAAGACUCGAAUACUACUAACCCAGCACCAUUUCCAGGAGAACCUCUUGAGGAUUUGGCCUUAAGAGGCAACUUACCAGCCCAUUUUAAAGACAAGAUGAGCCUAACAUCGCCAUACACAUGCACAUCAUCAGUCCCACUAUCAUUUGCCAGCCAUGAAAGACCAGACACAGACCUCGAAAUGCUUGAUGUGGAUUCCGAGUCCGCAAACGGCUUUCCGCCUCCUCCUAGCCAAAAGUCCUCACCAACUGAUCACCAUGGAGAUGACCAGGAGUUUAUCGAUCUGUGCGAGGGUCGGCCAUACUUAGACCAACGUCAGACGUCCUUUCCGAUAAGUCCAUCUAUUGAUCGAAGCUCGCAUGUCAGUAGGAAAGAGGAUUUUGACAUGCUCAGUGAUGAUUUAUGA
This is a messenger RNA of Aspergillus mulundensis, 1578 nucleotides long. RefSeq lists its product as uncharacterized. Bases 1 to 1578 code for a protein of 525 amino acids. The transcript has 3 exons. The record is from RefSeq and is a predicted model, not a curated record. NCBI's taxonomy places the organism in Eukaryota, Fungi, Ascomycota, Eurotiomycetes, Eurotiales, Aspergillaceae.